This is a messenger RNA of Sclerotinia borealis F-4128, 3609 nucleotides long. Lineage: Eukaryota; Fungi; Ascomycota; Leotiomycetes; Helotiales; Sclerotiniaceae. The record is from the annotation of a GenBank genome assembly.
AUGCUUUCAUCCUCAGAGCGCAAAAGAAUCCGAGAGGUUCGCCGGUACUACAAAAGGUCUCCUGAUGAUCCGCCUAUCGCUGGUGAGCGUGCGCCAGCCGAGAGUCCCGAGACAGUUCGGUCCGUGGAAAAAGCCAGCAGCCCAAAUAGUACUUUAACAGCCUUAAUGCAACUCAUUACGUGGCGUCUCGGUGCUGGAAGAGCGAUGGUAUCUGUUGUAGAUCACAAUGCACAAUACUUUCUUGCCGAAGCAACAAAGACACUGGAUUUGUCAGACUCUUCAAAACAUGACCCGGGUGAUGAUUUAUGGAUGGGUUGCGGAGGAACUAUUCGCAGCCAAGCCCUCUGUGCAUACACUAUAGAUGUUGUUCCUGAACCAAAUCAUUAUGCCUGUUUUAGUGUUCCGGAUUUAUUGGCUGAUCCCAGGUUCUGUAACUUACCUUAUGUUGCAGGAGGGCCGAAGUUUCGAUAUUAUGCGGGGACGCCUUUGAUCAGUAAUACUGGGAUACCAAUUGGAAGUGUCUUUGUCAUCGAUCCAAGGCCACGCGAGCCAGCAACGAAGGCCGAAAUUGAUUUCCUUGGAUUGAUGGCAAAAAACGUUAUGGAGUACCUUGAAAUGAAACGAGAGAGUGUGCAAUUACGACGCAAUGAUGUCAUGUCUAAAGGGUUAGCUGCUUUAGUUGAGGGUCAAAGUAAGAUUCCGCGGCAACUAGUAACAGACCUCGUCGUCGAGUACGAAGAAGUUAAUGGGACCCGCUCGGAUGAAGACAACUUGAUUAACACCCACUCAACGGGUAGUCUAAUUGUCGUUGACACACCACCUUUGGCUACAGUCACUGAACAUUCGUUAAACAAAAUUGUGGGUCCCCCACAUUCACUACUUGGUGAGAAUGUAUUAUAUGAUAUCUCACCUAAUACUCCCAUGGGGCCAUCGGCAUUGGCCGACGUCCCGGCUACCCAUGAUCGCAUACUAUCACGAGGUGCCAAUUUGCUGAGAGAAUCCCUUGAUGUUGACUAUACGAUUUUCUUUGAUAUGAGUAUUGGCUUUUCACCCAGUGUCGAAAAUGGGCCAAAUGGGGAAGUUAAAUCUCCUGAAGAUUCAAUUCUGGAUCCAUCAGAUGUAAACAAUGACCCGAUCCCAACUUCCGCCCAUCUUGUUCAAGAAAACGAUCUUCAUCUACUGAACACAUCUGCCCGGCGUUGUUCGCUAAACAGGCGGAGUAACGAAGCAGGGUCGGCCAAAGUCAGGAGCUUCUCCACUUCAACAACUUCAUCAUUAGACGGUAAUACAUUAUCUUGUAACAUAUACAGAGCGCCAAAUGAAAAGGAUCUGCAAAGAUUAUCAAAACGAUAUCCUAAGGGUAAAGUAUGGACAUUCAAUGGCUAUGAUUCCGAAUCAUCAGAAGGCGAGGAUUCGCCACCCUCUGAUCAAAUGUUUGCGAUGCAACUUAACCAACAUCAGAGCCGUCGAGUCAGGAAGACUGAUCGUAGCAUUCUGAAGCAGUGCUUUCCCGAUGCGCGAGAGGUGCUUUUUGCUCCUCUUUCAGAAGCAGGAACUGGGUUACCAAUAGCGGCAUGCUUCUCAGUAUCGCUACGAGAUAUCGCGAUCUUCACAUCUGAUACAGAAAAGGCUUUUGUUCGUGGGUUCCUGAACAGUGUAUCUAUUGAGUAUAACCGAAUAUCUAUUGCAGCUGCCGAUCGUCAAAAGGGAGACUUCAUAUCGAGCAUAUCACAUAAGGAAUUGCGAUCACCACUUCAUGGUAUCUUAGGAUCUGCCGAGCUUUUAAGCGAGACGAAUCUUGACAAUGGUCAAUUCGAACUUUGUUCCACAAUCGAAACGUGUGGACGAGUCCUGCAAGAGACUUUAAUGGAUGUUCUUGAAUACUCCAAGCUAAACAACCUAAUGAAGGAUAAAGGAGCUGGUGGAAAGUCUGCAGAUACGAGUGGCGAUACUUCGCAUUCUCAAAAGCUCAACGGCGAGAGCCUGGCUCGCGGGGACAUGCUUUCAGUGCCUCUAGAUCUUGCUAGAAUGUGCGAAGAUUCGGUAGCAAUUGUUGCAGCUGCAUACCUACACCACAGCACAAACUCGGAACAUCUUCCAUGCCGAGUAAUAGCACCUCCAGGAACGACGAAUGGGCAAGAGGAACGGAUGUUAUACAAAUCCAGCUCUGUCGCUGUCUCUGUGCAUAUUGCAUAUGAUGAUUGGCACUACUUCUGCUCUCCAGGAUCCGUACAGCGAAUUAUCAUGAAUCUUGUCGGUAACAGUCUCAAGUAUACAUCGUCAGGCUUCAUACAUACAUCUUUGACAGUGGAGUCUCCGACUAAUGACAAUCUCGAGGUACCAAAUACACCAAGAAUACCCAGCGACAAUGAUUUAGUUGUGCUUUGUGUUAGCGAUAGUGGCAAGGGUAUUUCUAGUGAGUUUCUGAAAAGCAAACUCUUCACGGCCUUUUCUCAGGAGUCAUCUUUAGCACCGGGGACCGGACUUGGACUUCACAUCGUUGACUCUCUCGUGCGCAUGUAUAACGGAACCAUUGAUGUUCAGAGUCAAAUUGGUCAUGGAACUACGGUUACAGUCAAAUUGCCUCUCGUGAAAGCAGGAUCGGAUUUAUCCUCUGGCGUGCCUGCUAAUUUGCGACCUAAGGAUCAAGUUGAGGAAGUCAAAAGGCUGCUUAAGCAAUACAAAUAUUCCACGUUUUCGACACACGGUUUCCAGUUCGGCACUUCUAGUUAUCUGAAGAAGUCCCUGUACACCUAUCUCACCCAAUGGUUUGGCGUGCAUCAUGAUGUCGAUGAUGGUACUGCUGAUAUUGCAUUUGUCACUGAAGAGAGGCUCGAAAUAUUCCUUUCGAACCUAAUCAUACACGGGUCAUUGAAGCCUUCGCUCAUAAUAGUGGUACGAUAUGUCCCGAGCCACGGCUACACAUCACAACAGAGCUCGGCUGUUGGGAUACCCCUUGAAACCCUCACGGUACCUUUUGGUCCCUGGAAAUUGAUGAAAACGUUACUUGCUUGCCUCUCUCCGAAACAAGUCUCGCUACCUCAAACUAGACCCGAACCCCCUAGAUAUAUUUACACAAGUCCUUUGCCUUCUCCAACGCCUGAUAUUCAGAAGGAACUUGCUGGUACCAAUAUCCAACAAACGGUAGAAGAAAUCUUCCCUGACACAUCACUCCCUUCACCUCAAAAUUUAUUAAGACCUCAUCAGCCUAGGAUUUUGUGCGUCGACGACAACCCUAUCAACCUGCGCCUCCUCAGAGCCUACUUUCGCAAACUCCAAUUUGAUAUCACGUGUGCCGAAAAUGGAGCUGUGGCAUUCGAAAAAUAUCGGCUUCAAGCUGACGGAUUUGAUCUUGUCUUCAUGGAUAUUAGCAUGCCCAUCUGUGAUGGCUACCAAUCUACACGAAUGAUCCGAUCUCUUGACAAGCUUCAACAAAGCAUUAGCCCUAUACCAUUACCACCAACCCGUAUCGUAGCAAUUUCGGCAGCAUACUCAGACAAGGAUGUCGAAAAGGCAAAGGCGGUGGGUGUUGAUGACUUUUAUACAAAGCCUCUGAAGGUUAGUAAAUUGGAGACUUUGAUGAGGGGAUGGGGGUAUUUCAAUUUAUGA